Notolabrus celidotus (New Zealand spotty) is the source of this 3400-nucleotide messenger RNA. It is a transcript of the gene inpp5a, whose product is annotated as inositol polyphosphate-5-phosphatase A. The record is from RefSeq and is a predicted model, not a curated record. Bases 493 to 1734 code for a protein of 413 amino acids. Gene Ontology annotation, biological process: phosphatidylinositol dephosphorylation. Gene Ontology annotation, molecular function: inositol-polyphosphate 5-phosphatase activity. The transcript is spliced from 16 exons. NCBI's taxonomy places the organism in Eukaryota, Metazoa, Chordata, Actinopteri, Labriformes, Labridae.
CACAGUGACGUCAGAGCACAGCCUCUCCUCUCUAAACAGUGAAGGCAAUGGUCCUGGCUCAGAGUCCUGCUGUCGGAGGGAGACUUUUACACUGCAACAUAAAGCCAGGGGGAACCCGGGUCAUUGAUGUGAACAAGAGCUGUCUGGCGCACGCCGUGGAUUAAACCGGAAACUUUUGCGAUGGCUCUGAACGGGAAAAAGUGACGCGAGAAGCAGCAGCAGCAGCAGCAGAAGCAGCAGAAGCAGCACGCUAACCAGCGCCAACAGAGGAGCUUCUACUGCAGAGCAACUCCUGCUUAGAUGAUCGGCCACUGCUGAAAAAUAUGCUCCAGCCGAGCCGCCUCAGCCCCGGCUUCAGUCGCACAUUCCCACUCUUAUAACCAGUUUCCUGACACGUUCUCCGGCUUCUUCUUCCUUUUGUUUUUUUGCUCGCUUCUUACCUGUAAAGUCCGCUGUCGCUGUAAGUCCCAGACCCACCUGCGAGACAGAAUCAUGGCAGGGAAGCUGACAGCAGCGCAGGGCACAGGAAUACUGCUGGUGACAGCCAACGUUGGAUCUCUGUUCGAGGAUCCUGAAAAUCUACAGAAGACAUGGCUGAGGGAGUUUUAUCAGACGGUGCAGACGCACAGGCCUCACUUCCUGGCCGUUCACUGUCAGGAGGUCGGGGGGAAGAACUACGAGGCAUCCAUGUCACACGUGGACUGUUUUGUCAAAGAGCUGCUGUCCAGUGAUGCCAUGAAGGAGUACAACAGAGCCCGCGUCUACCUCGAUGAGAACUACAAAUCCCAGGAGCAUUUCACAGCUCUCGGAAGUUUCUACUUUAUCCACGAUUCUUUGAAAAAUAUCCACCAGUUUGAUUUCAAAGCCAAGAAAUUCAAGAAGGUCGUGGGGAAGGAGACCUACUCAGAGACACUAGAAACCACCCCAACGCUGGAGAAGGAGAAGUUUCCACAGGACUACUUUCCCGAGUGCAAGUGGUCCAGAAAGGGAUUCAUCAGAACUCGAUGGGCCCUGGCUGACUGUGCCUUUGAUCUGGUCAACAUCCACCUUUUCCACGAUGCUUCCAACUUGGUGGCCUGGGAGAAAAGCCCCUCGGUCUACUCUGGGACCAGGUCGAAGGCUCUGAGCUACGUUUUAGACAGGAUCACAGACCAGCGGUUUGAGAAGUUGCCGUAUUAUGUGUUUGGAGAUUUUAACUUCAGGCUUGACACGAAGCAGGUCAUUGAGACGCUCUGCCCCACAGCUACCUUGCAGACAGUCCGAGCUGCUGACACCAACGAAGUCGACAAGCUAAUAUUCCGAGAAAGUGACAAUGACCGAAAGGUUGUUCUUCAACUUGAAAAGAAGCUUUUUAGUUAUGUCAACCAGGACGUUUUCCGGGAAAACAAUGGGACUUCACUCUUAGAGUACGACAGAGAGCUGGCAUUGUUCAAGGAUCGGCUGCAUGAGCUGGAGAUCUCCUUCCCUCCCAGUUAUCCGUACAGUGAAGACAGCAGUCAGGGGAAGCAGUACAUGAACACCAGAUGCCCCGCCUGGUGUGAUCGGAUCCUCCUGUCGUCCUCCGCCAGAGAACUUGUCCUAAAGCCUGAAAACGAAGAGAAGUCGAUUGUGUAUGAUAACAUCGGGCCAAAUGUCUGCAUGGGGGACCACAAGCCCGUCUUCCUGUCCUUCCGAAUAACAGCGGGGGCAGGUAAACCUAAUGCAAAUAAGCACAAGUGUUGUGUGGUGCAGUGAUGUCGUGGAAAGUGUUGCCAAAGGGGGGAGCAGAUAUUCCGUGAAGCGCCUCUGUGAGAAGAAACAAACAGCACACCAUAAUACACUCACACAUACACACAAGUACAAAUACACAAACACAUACACACCCACUCACACAAACAAAUACACACACACUUUGCACAAGCGUACACUGAAGACAAAGUUUUUCAGCAGUGCUGACCAGUCACAGUCGUCCUGACACCUCAUCCAUACGAAGCUGUUUUCUCUCCAUAAAACACUUGUUGAGACGUGGACGAGCACCCGAGGGCCCGGCUCCAGACAAGACACACAUCGCUGACCUCACUGUUGCCAUGCAACCCCCAUUCCCCAGAGAAGAAGAAAAACAGGACGGACAGACGGACGGACGACUCUUUUCCAUGCCACAGCCUCGUUGCCAAAACUCUAAUUGAAAUCAGUCUACUACAUGUUUAGACACCGUACUCGCCAUUUGUAGGUUUGCCUCUGUGUAUAGAAGCUACUCUCCACACAGUGUGUAAGGUGUUUUAAAAAAAGAAAAGUGCAAUGCAAAAAAAGUUGUAUAUCUAUAUUGUUAGGGUUAUUUGUACAUUGGACAGUAUAACAUAGAGUUGUUGAUGGUUUUAGUGCCGUUCUCUUUCAGACCAAACUUUGAGGUCCUUCUGUUGGAAAAUAGAUUUCAACAAAUUCUAUAUAUAUUUUUUUGUUUUGUUUUUGUUGUUGUGUGCACAACACACUGCCAUGCCUGACACAUCAGUUGAGUCUCAUUUUGUAUACUGUACUUUUUAAAGAGAUAAUUUAUAAUUCUUACCAAAUGUUUGUGCAGACUGUGUGGGUGUUCCUGCAGCUGCAGCAGCAGCACCGAGGAGAGAAACUCUUUGUGAUUUAUUGCCUAUCCAAGAAUGUUUUAAGCAGUGCCAUAGACCAUGCAAGUAUAUAAGAUAAUGUUUCAUAUAUAGCACUCUCACAUUAUUUCAUUAUUACUCUAACUUAUUUCUAUAAUAUUAUGGUUCUGAAUGUGAUAUUUUAGAUAGGCUUGGGUAUCCUUAAAAUGUAUUUUUGUUUCAGUUUUUAUUACUGCAUUUUGGUGCCAAGUAUCCACACAGACAUGAAGUGUGUCAGAGUUUAAAAUAUUAAGUCAGACUGUUUAAGGUGUUGAUUUUAAAAUGUAAAAAAACUAGAAAGAAACUCUAAACAUGGGAAAGAGCAGCAGCGGGAGAAAGAGGAGGAGGAGUUGCUUUUUAUUCGUCUGUUUGUUGCCUUCAUCGCAGAUCAUUUGAGCAUUAAAGGGGAGCUCGGAGACGCCAGCGUUUCCUUUUAUCGAUUUAAUUUCCAACACUACAGAUCUCAGACUGUGUGAAACCCUCACAUUGAUCCUCCCUGAUCUUUUUUUCAUCUAAAUCACUGAAAUGAUUUUGUGCCUGCCGCAGGAUUUCUGUUGUCUUCUGCUGUGAUUUGGUUCGUAAGUUUUAAAAACAGAGAAAUUCCGCCUGCUUGUUUUUGUUCUUUCUGCUCUGUGUGAGUUUACUGUAGGAGUAUAAGCUGCAGUUUUUUCUUCUUCACUCCAUUUUAUUAAAGCAGAUAGAGAUUUGAUUCUAUAGCCCCUCUGACGGCCUGGCCUCUACUGUAGGUGAUGCAGUUCUCAAGCAAUAAAAACCAUUAGAGCUCA